GCCGCCGCGGGUGGGUAAUAUACCAUGGCCACCACCCACGCCCUCGCCGCCGCCAUCUCCGCUUGCGCUCCCCAGCAGUCUCUCUCGUCCCCGCUCUCGCGCCAUGGCGGCGCGGCUCCCCCGCUUCGCCGCGGCCCUGGCGGCGGUCGCGGUGCUGGCUGCUGCUGCGGGUCGGGCCGCGGCAGGGGACCCGCCGCUCUCGCCCAAGGGGCUCAACUACGAAGUGGCGGCGCUGAUGGCGGUGAAGAGCCGGCUGCGGGACGAGAAGGGGGUCAUGGCGCUGUGGGACAUCAACUCCGUCGACCCCUGCACCUGGUCCAUGGUCGCCUGCUCCCCCGACAAGUUCGUCGUCUCGCUCCAGAUGGCAAACAACGGCUUGUCCGGGACGCUGUCGCCGAGCAUCGGGAACCUCAGCCACCUGCAGACAAUGUCACUACAAAAUAACAAAAUAUCAGGUGAUAUUCCUCCAGAAAUAGGGAAGCUGACCAAUCUGAACGCUCUUGACCUUUCUAGCAAUGAGUUUGUUGGUGAUAUCCCGAGUUCAUUGGGGCAGUUGACUCGACUAAAUUAUCUGCGCCUUGAUAGGAAUAACUUGUCUGGGCAGAUCCCUGUAGAUGUUGCUAAGCUUCCAGGUCUCACAUUCCUUGACUUAUCAUUCAACAAUUUGAGUGGCCCAGUUCCAAAAAUCUAUGCACACGACUACAGUCUUGCGGGAAAUCGGUUCCUUUGCAAUUCAUCAAUUAUACAUGGCUGUUCGGAUUUGACAGCAAUGACUAAUGCGUCUAGACAGGUGCAAAAGGCCAAGAACCAUCAUCAAUUAGCACUGGCAAUUUCUCUAAGCGUCACCUGUUCCACAGUAUUAGUUUUGUUGUUCGUUUAUUGGCUAAGUUACUGCAGAUGGCGCUUGCCUUUUGCUUCUGCUGAUCAAGAUCUCGAGUUUGAAUUGGGUCAUCUGAAGCAUUUCUCAUUUCAUGAUCUGCAAAGUGCAACGGACAAUUUUAAUUCGAAGAAUGUAUUAGGCCAAGGAGGCUUUGGUAUUGUUUAUAAAGGCUGUCUGAGAAAUGGACCUUUAGUGGCAGUGAAAAGAUUAAAAGAUCCUGACGUUACUGGUGAAGUUCAAUUUCAAACAGAAGUUGAGUUGAUUGGUCUUGCUGUGCACAGGAAUCUCUUGCGCUUGUAUGGGUUUUGCAUGACCUCGAAAGAGCGGUUACUUGUAUAUCCAUAUAUGCCAAAUGGCAGUGUUGCUGACCGAUUGAGAGAUUAUCGUAAUGGAAAACCAUCUCUUGAUUGGAGUAAACGCAUGCGCAUUGCUCUUGGGGCUGCCAGGGGAUUACUCUACCUUCAUGAACAAUGCAAUCCUAAGGUCAUUCACAGAGAUGUCAAAGCUGCAAACAUAUUGCUUGAUGAAAGUUUUGAAGCAAUUGUUGGGGAUUUUGGAUUGGCAAAACUUCUUGACCGACAAGAAUCACAUGUUACUACUGCAGUUCGGGGCACUAUUGGGCAUAUUGCUCCUGAGUAUCUUUCAACUGGACAGUCCUCAGAAAAGACUGAUGUUUAUGGGUUUGGUAUUCUCCUGUUGGAAUUGAUUACUGGUCCUAAAACCUUGAGCAAUGGACAUGGUCAGUCUCAGAAGGGCAUGAUUCUAGAUUGGGUUAGAGAGCUGAAGGAGGAAAAGAAACUGGAUAAGCUGGUUGACAGGGAUCUCAAGGAUUCAUUUGAUGUUGCGGAGCUGGAGUGUUCCGUUGACGUGAUUAUCCAAUGUACGCAGACCAACCCUAUCCUUCGGCCUAAGAUGUCAGAAGUUCUGCACGCCCUUGAAGCGAACGUCACACUGGCAGAGAGCAGUGUCGAGUUGAAUAGAGAACCUCUUCCUUAUGGAGGCCCUUACAGUUUCUCUGUCCGACAUGAGGAUCCUCAUGAUUCGUCGUCCUUCAUAAUAGAGCCAAUCGAGCUGUCUGGUCCCAGAUGACAGUUAUUGCUCUAGGUCUUGUGGGGGGGGGGGGGGGGAAUGGAAGAGAAAAACGAUGAAAUUGUACAAAACAUGUAUAUCCUCGAUGUCUUUCUAGUUGUGAAGAGUUUGCUGGGGGUUGCUGCACCUUAGAGACCAUUUUGAACUUGGAACUAGGGAGAUUAUCAUGGUCAUUUUGUCUCAUGAUCCGUCCAGUUCAAAUCUCUAUGUUUACCCCUAGCUUUGCUUUGCUUCUGUCAUCCUUACGCUGGUAGUCAGAUUUUUACCAUGACUUGUUCGAAAUAUUGACGGAGAGCUUAUUUCUCCAACACUUUUUACCGUGACAAAUAUAUGCUGUCUGUAAAACAGUCCUAGCAUC
Molecule: messenger RNA, 2327 nt
Organism: Panicum virgatum (switchgrass)
Lineage: Eukaryota; Viridiplantae; Streptophyta; Magnoliopsida; Poales; Poaceae
Product: probable LRR receptor-like serine/threonine-protein kinase At5g45780
Exons: 11
Coding region: 104-1969 (621 amino acids)
Biological process (GO): protein phosphorylation
Molecular function (GO): protein binding; ATP binding; protein kinase activity
Source: RefSeq, a predicted model, not a curated record